AUGAGCCAACAGAAUGUAUCAGAACCCGUCAACAGCUGCAAAGUAGUAUAUGCUAGCAGAGUGGCUGAAUCGUUUGUAGGUCAGCUCAAGGAGCUAGUUAAGCGAUUUGAGCCUGUUCCAAUGUUAGUUGGAUUUCUUGCUAAUACAGAUCCCGCUGCUCGCAUGUAUGCUGAGUGGACUGAAAAAACCUGUAAGGAGAUUGGUUUUGCUUUUGAGCUCCGAGAAGUUUCCAAGGACGACUUGGAAGAUGCCAUUGUCGAGGCAAACCUCGAUAAGAAUGUCAAUGGCAUGAUGAUUUAUUUUCCCGUUUUUGGAAACCGCCAGGACCAGUAUUUACAGCAGGUCGUUUCACCUGAAAAGGAUGUAGAAGGUUUGUGCCAUAAGUACGUGAUGAACAUGUACCACAACAUUCGACAUCUAGACGAUGAGAAGACAAGGAAGUCAAUUUUGCCCUGUACACCUUUGGCUAUCGUAAAGAUUUUGGAGUACUUGGGAGUUUACAACAAAAUUAUCAAUUAUGGUAAUCGUCUUUAUGGAAAAACUAUUACUGUCGUGAACCGUAGUGAAAUUGUUGGUCGUCCUCUCGCAGCAUUACUUGCGAAUGAUGGUGCAAAGGUCUACUCCGUUGAUAUCAACAAUGUUCAGCUCUUUACCCGAGGAGCGGGAAUUCGCAGUCGAAAGCACGAUGUCACCGAAACCAGUUUGAAAUUAGAAGAUGUUGCUCCGAUUUCAGACGUUGUUAUAUGCGGUGUUCCUUCCAGCAACUAUAAAUUCCCCUCUUACCUAGUUCGUGAUGGAGCUGUUUGCAUUUGUUUUUCAAGUGAUAAAAACUUUGAUGCUCCGUCUCUUAAAGAACAUGCAGGCAUUUAUGUACCCAGUAUUGGUAAAGUAACUAUCUCCAUGCUCUUACGAAAUCUCAUUCGCCUAACUUCCUACCAACGUAACAAUCCUAUUGAUGUCUGA
Schizosaccharomyces osmophilus is the source of this 963-nucleotide messenger RNA. It is a transcript of the gene mtd1, whose product is annotated as methylenetetrahydrofolate reductase Mtd1. Gene Ontology annotation, molecular function: methylenetetrahydrofolate dehydrogenase (NAD+) activity; methylenetetrahydrofolate dehydrogenase (NADP+) activity. Lineage: Eukaryota; Fungi; Ascomycota; Schizosaccharomycetes; Schizosaccharomycetales; Schizosaccharomycetaceae. The transcript is spliced from 3 exons. The record is from RefSeq and is a predicted model, not a curated record. Gene Ontology annotation, cellular component: cytosol. Gene Ontology annotation, biological process: purine nucleobase biosynthetic process. The coding region runs from base 1 to 963 and encodes 320 amino acids.